GUACCGCGCAACGCGAGCCGCUGUUAAAAUAUCGGCUGGUCCAAUAGAAUGCUGCGUACAUCAGCCUGGUGCGUGCCGUAGUGAAAUGUAGGUGGCGUGGACGUACGACUUGUUUUGGAGAGGUGAAAGUACUUGGGACAAGUUUUUCCUCCUGUGUCCAUUCAACGUGUAGCCGCCGUGCAAUGGCGGUUUUAAGCAAGUUGCUGGAAACUAGCCUGCCAUUUCGUUGCUAUGAAAUCGCGCACCCGUGGGAGCCUUCGUGCACUGCUAGCUGGGUGACACUGUUUUUCGACACCUUCAGCAACUCCAUCAAGCUCUACAGUGUGCUCUACCUGGUGGCGCAGCUUGUUAGCCGCAAGACCUCCAGACGGGCAUUUGCAGAGACAGUGCUGAGUAGUAUACGGUCGGCAUCCUUCCUCAGCUAUAAUGUGAUGCUCUUCAUGUUCGUCAUCUGUGCACUGAGGUGGGGCUUUGGCCGCCUUUAUCUGCAGAAUUCCACCUUCGUGGCUGGGCUUGCCUCAGGCUUUCUUUCCAUUUUCGUCGAGCAUCCGAGCAGGCGUCGAGUUCUCUCUGUGUACAUGCUCAAUCAGUGCUCGGAGAUCGUGUUCAACAGCCUGCGCAGCCGGAACAUUGUGCACGAUGUUCCUCGUGGAGAGGUGGCUAUGUUUGCUGUGAGUUUGGCGGGCUUCCUAUAUUGCAUUCGGAACAACAACAAGCUGAAGGACCCUGUUUGCAGAGCUUUAAGACUCCUCAUGGGUGCAGAGGAAUUUGCGGCCCCCACAGCUGCGACUGACACGGGACAGCCAUGCUGGCACUUGGGAAGCUGUUGGCGGCAUGCUGCUGAGGGCAUGCCUGCACCAUUUCUGAUAGGCUAUGGGUUGCAAGCCCUGCUGUCGCUAGCAUCACCUCAUCUGCGUCGCAGACCUUGGCGGAUACUUGGCCGGUGGGCACCCCUCGCACAGGGAGCAUUUCUCGCCAGCACAGUUGGGCUGUUCCGGAGUUGCCGCUGCCUCCUGCGCCACUAUUGUGGCUAUGAGUCCCCCUGGCAAGUGUUUGCCAGCGGCCUUGUGGCUGGGCUCAGCAUGGCUGCCAGCCCCAAUACGACCCUUGCACUCUACCUCACCUGGAAGCUGAUCGAGGUGCUGUACUGCCAAGCAGCAAGAAAAGGCUAUGCACCCACAUUAGCAUGGGGCUCUGAACUACUGUUUGCCCUUGGAUGUGGCGUCAUGAUGUUCUGUGCCGUGGUGGAGCCUCACAACAUGCGUCCAUCGUAUGCGAAAUUUCUCAACGACAUGACAGGUGAUCGGUUGCGUCGGGUCAAUCGCCAUCCGCUGGAAGUGCUUGGCUUCCACUGCUCCUCUGUGUACCCAGAAUACUUUCCACAGCUUGAUCAGCGCUACGUCUCUCGGCAUUUUGUGGAGCGUGUGCUUGUUUGGAGCUGA
Molecule: messenger RNA, 1442 nt
Organism: Dermacentor albipictus
Lineage: Eukaryota; Metazoa; Arthropoda; Arachnida; Ixodida; Ixodidae
Product: transmembrane protein 135-like
Source: RefSeq, a predicted model, not a curated record